This is a messenger RNA of Rubroshorea leprosula, 2539 nucleotides long. Lineage: Eukaryota; Viridiplantae; Streptophyta; Magnoliopsida; Malvales; Dipterocarpaceae. The record is from the annotation of a GenBank genome assembly.
CCUCUCACUAACCAAAAACACAUCUCUCCCCUGUUUUCUUCACCUCUGCUCCAAAUUCUCUAAAACCACCAAAUCCUGCAUUCCAUCAUCAAAAUUUGAAACAAAACACCUAUUUUUUGAAGCUCGCUCUCUCUGAGGGAGAUAGAGCAAUUUGAGAUGGGUUCUUCAAGAAUUCCAACUAAACGUAUCCGAUUCUGUUUUUUGUUCCCUCGGAUUAGCUAUUAAAUUCAACACCAGGUUCUUAAAUUCGGUCCAUUUUUAAAACUAUUGGCCAAAUUUGAUCUUGGUAUUUCCUUUUCCUCCACAUACAUUUGAUUCAAAUCUUUCUGCUAUAGCCUUUUGUCUUCUGUAUUGUCCCAUCUCGAACUCUCUGCUUCGGGUUUAUCUAUUGAAGCAGAGAAAGAGAGAGCGAGCAAGAAGGUGGUGUUGUUGGUAUAAUGUCUGCGGAGAAGAACAGUAGCAAAUCCAGAAAGGGUUUCGAAGAAACAGAGGAAAUGAUGGCGAGCCAGGAUUGGGAGAUUGAAAGAGGAAAAGGUCUUGAUUUUGUGUUUGAGCGGCAGCGAUGGAAGCCUGUUUUUUAUGACGCUUCCAUGUCACAGAGACCUCUCAAGAAAAUCCGCAGCCCGGAGCGGCAAGAACAAGACCAAUCUCAAUCCUCUGUUUCCUCUGUUUCUCCUUUUCCACCUUCACAUAUUUUUCCUUUUGCUUUUGAUCCAUCCCAGCAACCAGUUCAAUUCCCUCAACAAUUCCAAACAAACCCUUCAUUUAUACCGGUUUUUCAAGCUUCACCCCAUACUCAGCAACAGAUGAUUUCUUUUAAUCCACAGCAACAACCUGGUGUUGGUUACAGCCAUCAGCCAUUUUUCACCGGCGAUGCAUUGGUAUCACAGCAACAACAGCAACAGCAACAGUUUCUCCUGUACUGGAGUGAUGCAUUAAAUUUAAGUCCGAGAGGGAGGAUGAUGAUGAUGAGUGGACUGGGGCAGGAUGGGAGGCCAUUAUUUAGGGCACCAGUGCAGCCUAUAAACACUACCAAGCUUUACAGAGGAGUGAGGCAGAGGCAUUGGGGCAAAUGGGUAGCUGAAAUUCGUCUUCCUCGAAACAGGACUCGCCUUUGGCUAGGCACAUUCGACACAGCUGAAGAUGCUGCCUUGGCUUAUGACCGCGAGGCCUUCAAGUUGAGAGGAGAAAAUGCUAAGCUUAACUUCCCUGAGCUUUUCCUCAACAAGGAUAAAGGAACAUCCACAGCUCCAACCUCAACCAUUACCUCUCCCCAUGGAAGUUCAUCUUCAUCUGCAACCAGGCACCAGAAACAACAUCAAGAAGAAGAACAAGGUAUAAAAUUUAUGGCUCCAGAUGUGGGACUAAUGCCAGCACCAGCAGCAGUGCAGGAGGACAAUCCUGACAGUGAAUCAGGACUAGUGAUGAGUGAGGCUACUAGUGAUGAUGCACAGGUGACAGCAGAGAGUUCGGGUGCUUCAGCCUCAGGGUCACAGGAGUUAGCCUGGGGAGAAAUGGCAGAGGCUUGGUUCAAUGCAAUUCCUGCCGGAUGGGGUCCUGGGAGUCCUGUAUGGGAUCAAUUCGACACCAACAACAAUCUUCUUUUGCCUUCAAAUCUUCCGUUUUCCAAUCCAAAUCAUCAGCAAUUUAGUGAUUCCGAUCUCCAUAGACCACGAGACACCUCUGCUUCUUCUUCCUCUUCCUUUCCAAUGAACCCCUUCUUUUGGAAAGAUCAAGAUUCAUAGAUUAAUCACCGAACCUUCCUACUUUUUUCUCUCUCUUUGUGUGUGCUUUUCUUUUUUGUAUUCUUAGAGAAGGCUUUUGGACCACCCUCCUAGAUUUUCUUUCACUGGUAGCAGAUUUUGACGAAAACAACCUCUCUUUCUCUGGAUUUUUUUUUUUUUUUUUUCAAAUUCUUCAUAUUUUCAAAAACCUCUCUUACACCAGACUGCACAAAAGGCUGCAUAUUUUUUAGGCCUUUUUGCUCAAUGCUCAUGCAUUUCAUUUUAAAUCCUACAUUUUCUCCUCCAAUUGAUAGUACUAGUAAUGCGGUACUCCAUUUCUGUCUCUAGGUGGUUUCGAUCCGUUUUACAUCUAUAUGCACUUACUUCUUCAUUUUUCUUUUGAGUUUUUCUUUGUUGUUGAUGUAGGAUAGCAGAUGCAAUUGGGGACCAGCUUGGAGGGAGACAGUUUUGGUGAUCUCCUUCUCACUGUGUCUCUAACUCCAUUGCGAGCUUUGUUUUUCUGCUCGAAGCAGGGAAUCAGUGUAGUAGCUUUGUACAUCUAGCAGUCUGUUAUAUUCAUCUUAUGCUCCUCUUCUAUGAAGAGUAGAUGUAAUGUUAAAUCAGAGCAAUUUCCAGCCCCUUCUCUGCUUGCUCACAAUUUUCUCCUAUUUCCUUUGGAUAGUUUCUGUAUCAUGAUAUUGCUUCGCUUCGAGACAGUCUGAUGAUUAAGAAUUUUGUCUCUGCUGCUUGUGUUUUACCUUGCAAAACUGCAUACAUCAUGGCUUUUCCCAUGAAAACAAAGAUACCCUAAAUUU